CUUUCUCUGCUGAUAGGACACUCUGCCAGCCACUCAAAGCUAGCAAACGUUAUCCACAGUAGUGUAACUGGUUGCACCAAAAACAGAGCAAACCCCCUGCAGUUCCAAAGCCAUGGAGUCAAUUGGUUGCCCAUCAUCCCCGUCUCUUCCUCCCCAUUCUUUCCUCAGUCACCACUCCGCCAAACCAAGAAGAAGAAGAAGUGCACAGCUUCUCCUUCUAACAAAGUCACCAAAACACAGACAUAACCUUCUCUUCCUUGCAGUAUCUCCCACUCAGCAAGCUCUCAGCAACAGUCUCAAUGCAGCUGCCACCUCCCCAGCAGCAGCAGGUGACUUGUCGGUCCUCGUUCCGAUCAGUGCCCUGCUGUUGUCCAUCUACUGGGUUGCUAAUUUCAUCGUUCCGGGGAUGAUAACUAAGGAGCUUCAAUCUGCGACCUCAGAACAAGAAGCGGGCACCGAGGAAGAGAAGGAAGAAGGCAUGGUCGAACCACCAACCCUGAAGAUAAAGAAAAGCCGAGGCAUGAGGAAGACAACUACGCUACUCUGAAACACUUGGGAGGACAAUGCAGUCUCAAAUAUAUCCAUACAUACAUGAAACCAGCAUCAAGUUUGUAUUGAACUCUGUUUCCUGAAUUUGUUUCUUUUCCUUUGAACAAUGCAUAAAUAUAUGUAUAUAUUGCCAAUGUUUGCAGCAAUGCAGUCUGAUAAGAAAGCUUUUCUUAGAAAAAAGAAAUAAUAUUAAAUAAAUAAAAAUUAUAUAUAUAUAUAUAUGAUGCUUAGAUGUUAAUUUAAAUUUGAGAUAUAUUAUUUAUAUAAUAAUAUAUUAAUAAAUUCGGAUAUUUCGAGAGAGAGAGAGCAAAAGGAGGCUAAUUUGAACCCCCAUUUUUAGUAUCAUUCUAACAAACAUAUGCACAACGCAAAAAGAGCUGUAAACAAUGACGGCCGGAUUCAAACACUGCCAACGGCUGCUGUUCUCAACUUCCUCCACGGCGUCUUCUUCUCUCCGUUCUCUGCCACCGUCUCUCUCCAUCCCAACCCUCAAAUCCCAGCAGCAGCAGCAGCAGAUCAACGACCUCAUCAGCAGCCUCUGCAAGCAGAAGCGCUACCGAGAAGCACUCCGCACCUUCCACUCUCUCCCACCCCCCUCUCCCCACCUCCACCUAUACCCCUCCACCUACGCCCACCUCUUCCUCGCCUGCUCCCACCUUCGAUCCCUUCCCGACGCACGUCUCCUCCACCGUCACCUCGCCGCCUCCCCCGCCCCUCCCGACGUCGUCCUCCACAACCACAUUCUCAACACUUAUGGCAAAUGCGGCUCGCCUGAUGACGCCCGCCGCCUGUUCGACGCAAUGCCCGACAGGAACCUCGUCUCUUGGACUUCGAUGAUCUCCGGCUGCUCGCAGAACGGCAGGGACCUUGAAGCCGUCGAGUUGUAUCUUGGGGUGCUCCGCUCGGGGUUGCACCCAGAUCAGUUCGCGCUGGGCAGCGUCGUCAGAGCAGGCUCCGGCUUGGGCGACGUCGAACUGGGAAAGCAACUGCAUUGCCAUGCGUUGAAGUCGGAGAGCGGGACAGAUCGUAUUGUACAGAACGCACUCGUCACGAUGUAUGCAAGGUUGGAUAGGAUUGACGAUGCUGCUAUUGUGUUUGAGAGGAUUGCAGAGAAAGAUGUGAUUUCAUGGGGCUCAAUGAUUGCCGGCUUUUCUAAGCAGGGUCAUGAACUGGAAGCUCUGCACCUUUUCAAGGAGAUGAUCAGUUCAGGUGUUCACUGCCCCAACGAGUUCCAUUUCGGUAGUGGAUUCAGUGCUUGUGGCGAUAUAGGUAUAAUAGAGUAUGGAGAGCAAAUGCAUGGUCUUUGUACUAAGUUUGGGCUCCAAAGUAAUGAAUUUGCUGGGUGUUCACUAAGUGACAUGUAUGCUAGGUGUGGAAUGCUAGAUUGUGCGAAGAAGGCCUUCAGUGAAAUAGAAAUGCCUGAUCUAGUUUCGUGGAAUUCAAUAUUGUGUGGUUUCUCUUCUCUUGGUCUAUCGAAUGAAGUGAUGUUAUUGUUCUCUGAGAUGAGAGAUUCAGGUGUGCAGCCUGAUGACAUCACCAUCUGCUGCUUGCUUUGUGCUUGUACUGGCUGUGAUUCUUUUCAAAAGGGGCAACUGGUCCAUUCUUAUUCAGUGAAAAUGGGUUGGAAGACAAAUAUUGCUGUUUCUAACGCUCUUCUUAUGAUGUACACUAAAUGCUCAGAUCUGUCCGUUGCACUCAAUUUCUUCGAAGACACGAGGGAUCGAGAUAUUGUUUCUUGGAACACAGUUCUUUCUGCAUGCUUGCAGCACCACCAACCUGAAGAAGUCUUUACGUUCAUAAAACUCAUGCAGAAUCUGGACUACAGGUUUGAUCAGAUCACUUUAAAUGCUAUACUCAGUGCUUGUGGUGACUUGGCCUACUUGGAAAUGGGGAAUCAGGUUCAUGCCUAUGCCAUGAAAGUUGGACUGGAGGUUGACAUAAUGGUCCGCAAUGGUGUAAUUGACACUUAUGCAAAAUGUGGUAACCUAGGGGAUGCAAGAAAGUUAUUUGAGUUGAUGGAUGAUAAAUAUGAUGUGUUCCCAUGGAGCAGCUUGAUUCUUGGAUAUGCUCAACUGGGGUAUGCAAAAGAAUCUCUUGAGCUGUUCAUGUGCAUGCAAAGUUCGGGCAUUAAGCCAAAUCAUGUUACAUAUGUUGGGGUUCUUACAGCUUGUGGUCAUGUUGGAUUGGUAGAUAAAGGGCUAUAUUACUACCAAAUGAUGGAAGCUGAACACGGAGUUGUCCCUACAAGAGAGCACUGUUCAUGUGUGAUUGAUUUACUAGCUCGUGCUGGUAGAUUAAAUGAGGCUGAAAAUUUUAUCGAUCAAAUGCCUUUUGAACCUGAUAUUGUGAUGUGGAAGUCUAUCCUAGCCGCAUGCAGGAUGCACAAUAAUGUGGAAAUUGGAAGGAGAGCAGCAGAAAAUAUACUAGAUAUUGAUCCUCAAAAUUCUGCAGCUUAUGUUUUAUUAUGCAACAUCUAUGCUUCCUCUGGCCAUUGGGAUGAUUUUGCAAGACUAAGAAAGAUGAUGAAAAGUAACAGUGUGAAAAAGUCACCUGGAAAGAGCUGGAUCAAGGUAAAGGGAAAUGUGCAUGUCUUCAUAGUGGAAGAUAGGUCACACCAUGAAUCUAGAGGUAUAUAUGAAAUGCUAGAACUUUUGGAAUUAGAGAUGCUGGAUGCUAGCUAUGAUCCCAAACCGUCACUUGCAUAAAUAAAUUUAAGCAUCCAAAAGACAGAACCUGCCGCCAAAACAUAUAAAUGUGGUGAUCACCACAUCAUGAUGUGGAAUCAUAUUUGUUGAGAUAACUGGUGUACUUGAGAACAUGGUAUUUUAUGAAGCUGAAACCAGAUUUAGCAACCAGUACAAUCUCAAGUUCCUCGGUUGGGUCUUAGAAUCUCUUGAACUUGAUGAAUGAUGCUGCAAAUUUUCAUUCCAGAUACAGUAAUAGCAUUCUCCCUGAUUUGUCAUGAAGGCCAGGAAGUUUCAGUGCCGAACCACUCCAUGGAUCUGUUCAGAAUGAAAGAUUAAUCUAUUAUCUAACCACCUGGAGGCUUAUAUGGUUCUUGCAACAGAUCCAUUUGCAUCUGCGAAUGCACAAGAGCAUUCUGAUUCCUGAAGACAAUACCACCAUCACUACCUCGAGCAGCUGCGUCAUCAACAGAAGCACAGCAAAACUUACAGUACCAGCACCAACAUGCAAAAUAUGAUCCAAGAGCACCAGAACUUCCACUGCUGUUAGAAUUAUGGAAAGGCCAUUAACACAAGAUCAAGAAGCUCUCAGAUACCCUCAGUGCGACUCAUUGGGUACUAUGUUCUGCUAGUACAAGGACUGCAGCCUCUGGCAGCUGCGCCCUUCCACAAGGAAGCAAAUGCCAUUAAACUCACGGUGUCGCCCUGGAACAUUCCGGUCGGCAGCAGAUGUAGGAAGAACAAGCGCAUCAAGAGGGGGGGAGCGACCGUGUUCGUGGCACCCGAUCAAACCUGUUCAUCUGACUCUUCUAUUUUGCUAAUUCCAAAGAACGGGUGUGAUAUACAAGUAUAUUUUAAGAAUCAUGUGUGGGUUAUUCCAAUUGUGUUCUUAAUGCGGCCUGGUUAUUUACAUUGUAGAGUUAAAAUGAA
Molecule: messenger RNA, 4163 nt
Organism: Musa acuminata AAA Group (dessert banana)
Lineage: Eukaryota; Viridiplantae; Streptophyta; Magnoliopsida; Zingiberales; Musaceae
Product: pentatricopeptide repeat-containing protein At3g53360, mitochondrial-like
Exons: 4
Coding region: 936-3254 (772 amino acids)
Biological process (GO): RNA modification
Cellular component (GO): intracellular membrane-bounded organelle
Molecular function (GO): protein binding; RNA binding
Source: RefSeq, a predicted model, not a curated record